This is a messenger RNA of Rhinolophus ferrumequinum (greater horseshoe bat), 3050 nucleotides long. It is a transcript of the gene AFG1L, whose product is annotated as AFG1 like ATPase. The coding region runs from base 198 to 1640 and encodes 480 amino acids. Gene Ontology annotation, cellular component: cytoplasm; mitochondrion. The record is from RefSeq and is a predicted model, not a curated record. Gene Ontology annotation, molecular function: ATP hydrolysis activity; ATP binding. Lineage: Eukaryota; Metazoa; Chordata; Mammalia; Chiroptera; Rhinolophidae. The transcript has 13 exons.
GCGGGCUGCUCCCAAAGGACAGAAGGGCACGCGAGUCCAGCCCGCCUCCAGGUUACAGGAGGUCGCUGUCCUGGGCUGCUCCCUUUAGUUUUCUCGGGCGGAGUCUUCCGUGAGCACGGUUGGAUUUGUCUGUGCCACCGUUUCUCUUCAGGGUUUCAAUAAAGUUUUCCUCUUCCUCCGCUUGUACGGAGCUCAAGAUGGCGGCCUCCCUGUCGCCCUUGGUUACUCUGCGAUUAGUGCAGAGCCGGCUGAGAGGGAGAUGUUUUGGGUGCAGAGCCUGGUCCGCUGCUCUCGCCCCUCCGGCCACCGCCCCUGGGAACCCCUUUUGGAAAGCCUAUGCAGUUCAGACAUCGGAGAAUGUGCCUUCAGCUGCAGUGUCAGAGGCUUAUACGAAAGCUUUGGCUGUUUGCCACGGACCUCUGGAGCACUAUGACUUUCUGAUCAAAUCUCAUGAGCUAAAGGACGAUAAACAUCAGAGAAGAGUCAUACAGCGUUUGCAGAAACUACACGAGGACCUUAAAGGAUACAGUAUAGAGGCAGAAAGCCUUUUUUCAAAGCUUUUUUCAAGGAGGAAACCUCCAAGAGGCCUGUAUGUUUAUGGAGAUGUUGGUACAGGGAAAACAAUGGUGAUGGACAUGUUUUAUGCAUACGUGGAAAUGAACAGGAAAAAGCGGGUUCAUUUUCAUGGUUUCAUGCUAGAUGUUCACAAAAGAAUACACCGCCUUAAACAGAGUUUGCCAAAGAGGAAACCAGGAUUCAUGGCUAAAUCAUACGAUCCAAUAGCUCCCGUAGCUGAGGAAAUCAGCGAAGAAGCAUGUCUCUUAUGUUUCGAUGAAUUUCAGGUCACUGACAUUGCUGAUGCCAUGAUUCUGAAACAGCUUUUUGAAAAUCUGUUCAAAAAUGGGGUCGUCGUUGUGGCAACAUCCAACAGGCCACCGGAAGAUCUCUAUAAAAAUGGACUCCAAAGAGCUAACUUUGUACCAUUCAUAACUGUCCUGAAGAAGUACUGUAAUACGGUCCAGCUAGACUCUGGGAUAGAUUACCGGAAAAGGGAACUUCCUGCUGCAGGAAAACUCUACUACCUCACAAGUGAAGCUGAUGUGGAGGCUGUCAUGGAUAAGUUGUUUGAUGAGCUGGCUCAGAAACAAAAUGAUUUAACUAGACCAAGGAUUCUAAAAGUGCAAGGCAGAGAGCUGCGGCUGAAUAAAGCCUGUGGAACCGUUGCCGACUGCACAUUUGAAGAGCUAUGUGAGAGACCCCUUGGAGCCAGUGACUAUUUGGAGUUAUCAAAGAAUUUUGAUACCGUAUUUUUGCGAAACAUUCCACAAUUUACACUGGCAAAAAGAACUGAAGCUCGAAGAUUCAUCACUCUCAUUGAUAACUUUUAUGAUUUCAAGGUGCGCAUAAUUUGCUCUGCAUCGGCUCCUUUAUCAAACUUAUUUUUGCAUCAACAUCAUGACAGUGGGUUGGAGCAAGGCAGAAUACUGAUGGAUGAUUUGGGGCUGAGCCAGGACUCAGCGGAAGGACUUUCCAUGUUUACUGGAGAAGAGGAAAUCUUUGCAUUUCAGCGCACGAUUUCCCGACUCACAGAAAUGCAGACUGAACAGUACUGGAAUGAAGGGGACAGAAGCAAGGCAUAACCAUCACUUUUGCAUGAAUAAAACUCCAGACAAAUGAUUACCGCAGGGAGAACUCUUUAUUAUGGGACUUGAAGGAAUCAUUUUCUCAUCAUUAAUUAUGUACUUUGUCCUCUGGACCAUUGUAAUCUAAAAUUGCCGUCAAAGAUGGGUUCGUAAGUUAAAGCCAUUUGUAUAGGUCUACUUUUGCCUCUUUUUUGGCCUAAUUUCUGCACCACAAAAUUAAAAUCAGCACUACUGGAAAUUAAUAUAGGAGCAGACAUUUGGCUUCAUAGUAAGCUACCUGAACGAAUCUUGAAUACAACACGCAGUAAAUGCAGGGUGUCUGGACAUCUCCGAGCUCUGGCUACAUAAUAGAAAAAUAUAUAUCUUUUAUGAGAGGGGAAGAAAAUCCCUUUAUUUCAACCCAAAGCAAAAAAGUGUUCUGAUCUUAUAAACUAAAGCGAAUAACAUUUUAGAAUAUGGGCUUAUACAUGGGAUUUGGGGGAGCUCUAUAUUAUACUAAUGUCCCAGGCCUUCAGGUUUCCACACAACAGAGAAUAUAUUUUUUACCCUGAGGUCAAGUUUGGCAGCCAGGACCUGAUCUCCAGCAGAUACAGAGUGGCCUGAACAAAUUGAAGAUUAUGACACCAGAGAAUCAGGAGCAAGAGUGUCAAAUUGCAGCUGGACAAGCAGAUCCCCCAACUCUGACAGCCAGAAAUAGGACAGAUACCAGGAAUGGGGACCAGUGAGAGAGGGUUGGGAGCGGACAGAGUCCUGGACACACCAAGGGCAGAGUGGGCUCCUGCUUCCCUGAGCCCAGCAGGACCACCGUGGACAGCGGGCUCCUUCGGCUGCUCCUACGCGUUUGCUCUGGUCACAGACGCCACUCCCCAACCUUGCCUCUGCUUCAGCAGGGAGAUGGACCUAGUAGUAACCUGGAAAGAACACUUGAUGAAUUUACUUAAAUAAAAUCCGAUUUGUCCUUCACUGAGGUCAUUCUUUGAUUCAUUCAAGUACAACCUGACUUUGCUAUUAUUGUCACGGAAAGGAUCUUGGUUGAGGCUGUUACAAAAGUCUAAGUCCCUCUUCAAGAAAAAAAAGAGAAAAGAUAAAAAGGCGAAAUCCACAAAGUCUUGUAAAAAUCAAAUAUUUUGGGGGGGUAGACACAGGUGAGUCAGUUCAAAUAAAUGAGUACUGUCAUCAGCAUAAGGAAGCUCAUUGAACCUGCUUAAUUUAUAAAUGAGUAGUCUAUCCACAUUAGUCUAUUUUGAACAUUAACCUAAGUCAAGCAGAUAAAUGGGUAUGGUACCUAAGUACAGAGAAAUGUUUAAAUCAAGGCUUCUGAAACUUAACUGUGGUUUAAAAAUAUUCUUAUUGAAGUAAAACAGUGAGUUCAAGAAGAGGUUAAAUAGGUUAAGAGGGAGAAAGGAU